AUGACGAUCCUUCGAAAGUCCUCCCUUGGUAUCGUCAUGCUUCCUGAUCUCCCCUCGGAGAUAAUAUUUCAUAUCGCAAUCCAUCUGCCAACUGUCAGCUCAUUGACGCACUUGGCACAAACCUGUCGUCGAUUAUAUAAAAUUGUUACAUCCGAGGAAGCAGCCUUCUUUCGGGCAUUCGUAAAACAAAAAUUUCCUUCAACAAAGACACCACCAUUUUGGAAAGAUGCUGCAUGCGCUCUUACCUCUCGCUCGCGCGCCCUUGACAGAUUGGGCAUUAUUGGCCGUUUCGUCCUGCCAGCUGAGAACAUAACCCGGAUCGGGUACCAUGAAGAAACCAGAGACGACAACCCCACCCUUGGAUACCGACCUCCAAUUGACUCUUAUGAGAGCUGGUAUGGCAAUUUCUGGGCUGACAAGAAGGAAGUCCUCGCCUGGGGUGCAGGUCACCAGCUGUUAAUGCGCAUCAAGCAAUUUGGAACCCAUCCACAGGAAAAUUGGAUUGUGUUUAAUGACCGGCACCGUGUUAGCAGUUAUGAUGAUAUCUGUGGCCUGCAUCUCCUUGAGCCCGAAUAUGGCGGCAAAAUGGUGGACGUUGAACACUUGAUCCUUGGUCGCAUUCGCGGCGACAUUGUUCGCCUUGCUCUCUCUACCAGUGACACGGCCUUUGAGACGAAGCAGAGGUUCAUGACCAAAGGGAUGACUCUUGAUCGAACAGACUUAAGUGAUGGCAAAGGGCCCAUCCUUUCUGGUCACUUUGAUAAUGGAUCCAUCGCAUUGUACCAUACAACCGACAAUGCAAAAGAGGUCGAGCCGUUUACAUGGAUCGAGCCAAACCGCUUGUCACGGAGCCGAUAUUCAAAAUUGCUCUCAUUGACACGAAUUGCUGUGGCCACUGGGAGAUUGGAGGAUACGUUGUCAAUUUCAACAAUCUCUCCGGAUGGCGUCUUUCCCGUACGACAAAUCGGAGUGGAAACAUUGGACAUCGAAGAUCAACUUGGUCAUUCAGCGCAUAGCACUGUGUCUGCUAUUGCACCUUUAAAUUUGCACAGACUUGCCGGGAAUCCGGGCGAUGUCUUCCUCGCCGCUUGGGGUGAUCGAACAGUCAGACUCCACGAUGUUCGGUCUCCACAUUCUUACGAAACAACAUACAUAGAUACUACUGACCCAAAUCUCACGUACAGUGUUCACCCAUUUGGCCAUGACAGAUUUCUCGCGGGCUCUAGCGGGGACGCCUUAGUCAAAAUUUUCGACCUUCGGAUGGACAAAACGUAUGACUAUCUUGAGGCCCAAACCCUACACACAUUAUCUCAUCAUCACGAAGAGGAAGGAGGGAAACGACCUCGCAAAAACUUUUCCAUUUUCCUUUCGUCGCCACCGCCUCCACUCCUCCCCCAGCAGAACGGUCGCAAUCGCAGGAGAGGCCCAUACCGAGGUCCGAUAUAUACAAUGUCCACGCCGUCCCCUUCUUCGCAAACCGUAUACACUGGUAUUGUGGACGGUGUCGUACGUCUCGACUUUGCAUCGAUGGACGACCUAGCUGGACCCAGAAAGGAGUGGUACGAAAGUGUCCUCGACCUCAACCUUCCCCAUAAAACCGAGAUGAGUUCAUCAGCAAUGUCCGAUCCCAGCUCAGUGCUCAGACUAGCCGGGUUCGAGCGUCCAGAUCCGGAUGAUCUGACUACGACGUCCAAAUUGAGAACGCAGACUGAGGAGUGGUGUCUCGAUCCUGAAAGCCAAUUGGAAAAGAUGGAGGACACAGGUUGGGAUUGGCGGUGGCAACCACUUAGUGAACCUGGUGCCUGGAGACGAAGAGAUGGCUAG
Penicillium maclennaniae is the source of this 1824-nucleotide messenger RNA. Its product is annotated as F-box protein. The transcript has 2 exons. Bases 1 to 1824 code for a protein of 607 amino acids. Gene Ontology annotation, molecular function: protein binding. NCBI's taxonomy places the organism in Eukaryota, Fungi, Ascomycota, Eurotiomycetes, Eurotiales, Aspergillaceae. The record is from RefSeq and is a predicted model, not a curated record.